AUGUCUCUCAAUUGGGUAAUGCUUGAUGACCAGGAUGGCUUCGUCCGUCUUCCCAACGAGCGUUUGAUCUACUCCUCUCCUCCUCGUACCAGUCUCUCCUUGACUCCACCGGUGGGAUACAAAGGCGCAGAAAAACUUUCAAUUCAAAGCAAUGCCGGCUAUAUCCACCUCACCAACCAAAGAGUCAGUAUCCAUUUACCUCCAUGUCUUCCUCUUCUAACACUCGCGGUGACUCGCCAGAUUGUCUACCUUCCCGCCACCAGAAGCAAUGAAUUCCAGUCCUUCUCGUCACCUCUCUUGAAUGUCCGUGACUCCCAUGUAUCUGCGCCAUUCUUUGGGCCCAAUAUAUGGACAGCUCUCGUACAGCCAGUACCUGGAGGUGGCGUUUCACCAUCUCUACCUGCCAUUCAGUUGAAAGUGACAUUUAAGGAGGGCGGAGCCUUUGACUUCCAUACCAAUUUCGAGCGAAUCAAGGAACGACUUGAGCAGGCUGUUGAGAACACAAGCGAAGGCACUCGUGGGCAACAAAACGUGGAUCUCUCAGCAGUUCAUUUGGAAGAGUUGCCUGCAUAUGAAGCUCCGCCUAAUACUAGCCAAAAUGCUAGACCGAGCGAGACACCAGAAGAGUCACAAAGCAGUCGAGUAUCUGACACCGGUACCGAGCCCGUGGAGCCACCUCCAUGCUACGAGGAGGUUCAGUCACAAAGUGUCGCCCAAGAGCUAGAGGAGAGGCUGCGACGGGCCACUUGA
Penicillium griseofulvum is the source of this 750-nucleotide messenger RNA. Its product is annotated as GRAM domain-containing protein. Lineage: Eukaryota; Fungi; Ascomycota; Eurotiomycetes; Eurotiales; Aspergillaceae. The record is from RefSeq and is a predicted model, not a curated record. Gene Ontology annotation, cellular component: nucleus. The transcript is spliced from 2 exons. The coding region runs from base 1 to 750 and encodes 249 amino acids. Gene Ontology annotation, molecular function: chromatin DNA binding; transcription coactivator activity. Gene Ontology annotation, biological process: positive regulation of DNA-templated transcription.